CCUGAGAGCACCAAUCCAAUCAAGAAGUUUUUCCCUGAGAGCACCAAUCCAAUCAAGACGUUCUUCCCUGAGAGCACCAAUCCAAUCAAGAGGGUCUUCCCUGAGAGCACCAAUCCAAUCAAGAAGGUCUUCCCUGUGAGCAUCAAUCCAAUCAAGGUCUUCCCUGAGAGCAUCGAUCCAAUCAAGAAGGUUUUCCCUGAGAGCAUCAAUCGAAUCAAG
This is a messenger RNA of Lottia gigantea (owl limpet), 219 nucleotides long. RefSeq lists its product as hypothetical. NCBI's taxonomy places the organism in Eukaryota, Metazoa, Mollusca, Gastropoda, Lottiidae. The transcript has a single exon. The annotation marks the transcript as partial. The record is from RefSeq and is a predicted model, not a curated record.